GAAGACUCGGCAAGGGAUGAAAUUCUUUCAGGGAAACAUCCUUUCUUCCUCCUUUCUCUGUGUUUCGAACAUUUUUAGUGAAGAGAGAGAGAGAGAGAGAGAGAGUCUGAUCUGCUUGGAUUGCGAAGUAAAGAAAAAGGUAAGCGGGCAUGCACGAUCCAUCAGUCUUCUCUGUCGGAAAUUGUUGAAUUUCGUUCUGUUUGUCCCGUAUGGGGCAUUUUGGAUUCCCAAUCUCUUUUAGCUUUUCAUGUUUGCCGGUUUUCUCUCUCAAGAAUAUUCACGCAGGCGGAGUGAUAGAUUGAAUGCACAUUUCUCGUUUCUGAUCAAAUCAGAUUCCAAAGCAAAAAACAUGAUUAGUGCCGACUCGGAAGAGCUGUAGGUCACACUUCAAUUCUUUCAUCAAAUUCUUUUAUUGGGGGCAAUAAUGAUUUCGCAUGAGAAUUGCUUGAACUUCACUUCAGCAACUUUAAUUUCUACUAACUAGACAUAGAAGGCUUUACGUUAUUGAAUCCAAAUCAGUAAGCAUAGAUAAAGGAAUUAUCGGGGAGCUGGGUUUGGCUUCUCGAUCCGAAGUUAGAAAUGGCUUCCGCUGACAAAGCGAGCUCCAAAGCCCAAGCAUGGUUUUGCACGACGGGGUUACCGAGCGACAUUGUGAUAGAAGUUGGUGACACGACCUUCCAUCUCCACAAGUUUGAUGCUUUUUGUGCAUGCGAUGGUUAUGAUUUGUUCGCUCAGUUUCCUCUGAUGUCCAAAAGUAGAAAGCUUCACCUUCUUAUAACGGAGCAAGAAGAGACAAAUUUUACUACGCUCCAAACGACCUCUGAAGACGAAGUUUGCGAAGCAGACGAUGAGGAGCUUCAGCAGGAGCUCUGCCACAUCUCUCUACCAGAAUUCCCGGGUGGUUCCGACGCCUUCGAGACUGCUGCGAAGUUUUGCUACGGCGUUAAGAUUGAACUCUCUUCUUCCAAUGUCGCCCCUCUCCGAUGCGCCGCGGAGUUUCUCGAAAUGGCCGACGACUACUCCGAAGACAAUCUCAUCUCAAGAACAGAGAGAUUUCUCUCCCAUUCUAUCCUCGAGAGUCUUAAAGAAUCCAUCAAUACCUUAAAAUCGUGCGAGCCGCUGAUGCCCAUUGCAGAGAGGUUGAACAUCCCGCAGAGAUGCGUUGAUUCUAUAGCUGUGAGAGCGUCUGCCGCCGACCCGUCGCUAUUUGGGUGGCCGGUGAACGACGGAGAUGGAGAUCCGUUCAGAGCUUAUUCGAAACAGAUCUUAUGGAAUGGCAUAGAUACUGGCAUGCGUCGAAAGGACGCCGGUAAGGCUAGUGGUCCGGACUCGUGGAUUGAGGAUCUCGCGCAUCUGAGCCUUCCUCUGUUCAGGCAUUUGAUUUCGGCCAUGAGAUCUCGAGACCUGAGUGCGGACAUUAUAGAGAGUUGUGUGAUUUGUUACGCGGGGAGGUACAUUCCAGGCAUUACUCGUUCCGGUAGGAAGUCGUCAUCGUCGGCAUCCGUAGCUUCAGAGACUGAGCAGAGAGAACUGUUGGAGACGAUUAUUAAGAGUCUUCGGCCAGAGAAGAGCUCGAGAUCUGCAACGGCGACGAGGUUUCUGUUCGGAUUACUAAGAACGGCAAACAUUUUGACCGCAUCGGAAGCUUGUCGAGCUGCUUUGGAGAAGAAGAUCGGGUCGCAACUGGAGCAUGCAACCUUGGACGAUCUUUUGAUUCCAAGUUAUUCAUAUCUGAACGAAACGCUUUACGACGUCAAUUGCGUGGAAAGGAUUUUAAGCUACUUCCUGGAGGUUUUGGAAGAGAGAUCUGCUGCUGGAAUCGAAGGCGAUGAAGGCGCCAGAUCGAGCGCGCUGAUGUUUGUCGGAAAAUUGAUCGACGGAUACCUGUCAGAGAUCGCUUCGGACGCCAAUCUGAAGCCGGAAAAGUUCUACGAACUAGCCGUCAUUCUUCCCGAACACGCUCGGCUCUUCGACGACGGCCUCUACAGAGCCAUUGAUGUGUAUAUAAAGGCGCAUCCAUGGAUAUCAGAAGCAGAGCGCGAGAAGAUCUAUGGAGUGAUGGAUUGCCAGAAGCUCACACUGGAGGCCUGCACUCACGCCGCACAGAACGCGCGCCUUCCGUUACGAGCGGUGGUUCAGGUGCUCUUCUUCGAGCAGCUUCAGCUCCGCCACGCGAUCGGGGGAUCUCUACUCGCCGCGGACCUGGAACCGCUGCGGUACUCGGCCAGGACUUCCGUCACGAGGCGGGGAAACGAAGAGGAUGACAGCGACGAUGCGGCGGGAGAGGCACCAGUUGGGGAUGACAGAGGUUGGCGGGCGGCGGUGAGAGAGAAUCAUGUGCUGCGGCUGGACAUGGACAGCAUGAGGACGCGCGUGCAGGAGCUGGAGCGUGAGUGCUCCAAUUUGAAGAAGGCCAUCGAGAAGAUCGAUAAGGUGGGCCCAGGUGGAAGUGGGUCCCGUAGAGGCUCCUCCUUCACGGAGAAGUUAGGGUGCAAGUUCAAAACCCAGGUGCGAGAUUCGCAUGAACCAACGGCUGCAGGAGGGAGGAAGAGUCAGCAUCAUCACCAUCGCAAACAUGACGCGCUUGUGUGACAUAACGAUUUUGAGUUUUUUUUUUUUUAAUGGAAAUAUUUAAAUUAAAAUAAAAUAAACAUGAUUGUAAGGUUUUCGGCCGAAUAAUUAAAUAAAUAAAUUUAAUGAACUUUUUAA
This is a messenger RNA of Malania oleifera, 2709 nucleotides long. RefSeq names its product BTB/POZ domain-containing protein At5g66560-like. Lineage: Eukaryota; Viridiplantae; Streptophyta; Magnoliopsida; Santalales; Ximeniaceae. The transcript has 4 exons. Bases 580 to 2592 code for a protein of 670 amino acids. Gene Ontology annotation, molecular function: protein binding. The record is from RefSeq and is a predicted model, not a curated record.